CCAGAAGCAUGUCUCUAUGGCGUAGUCUGUAGAAACUUCUCCUCAACAUCAGAACCUAAAGCCUGAACCUCAUUAGAUGAAAUCCUCCAGGAACUCAAUAAAGAUAUGCACAUCUACAAAGAAGGGGUUGGCGUGAAGCUCAUCAAUUUACAUGGAAAGGUCGGCAUGUUCAAUCAUGCCCAGAAGACGUUCGAUGAAAUGCCGGUAAGAGGUUUGUGGUCGUUCAAUACCCUUAUGGGAGCUUGUGCAAAUUCUAAGAAGUUUGAUGAAGUUAAUAGGCUUUUCCAGAGAAAUUAUCUAUUAAAUUGGCUUUCGUCUCCUACAACACGGCCAUCAAGGCAUUCUAAGAAGGGUAUGGAGCCAAAUAUGGUCUCUUACAACAUGCUCCUAGAUGCUUUUUAUAAGAAUGGGAAGUUUGUUGAUGGAGAGAAUAAAGAGUAAAGGAUAAGAAUCCGAUGUGUUUAGUUUCAAUAUUUUGUUUGAAGGCUUUAUCAGUGAGGGGAAUCUGGAGGAAUCUAAGUGGUGGUAUAGUCAAAAGAAGGAAAAUGGUGUCCCACCUGCUAAAAUGACAUUUCAACUGCUCAGUUUGCAAGAUAAUUUUUAAAUGGCUACCCAUCUAUGGAAGAUGGGCAUGACAUUUCAACUGCUAGUUCCAUUCUUUUGUGAGAAGGAUGAAGUAGAUUGUCUUUGAGCAGUGUGGAAGGAUUUUCAAUUGAAAAUCUGGUAGAGAAUUUUUUUUUUCAUGAGUCAUUGUUGCAGCAAGUGGUAGAUGAACUUGUUAAGUUCUCCAAGUUUGAAGAGGAAAGGAAGCUGGUACAGCUUGGAAAGACAAAUAAAUACCUUGAAUAUAGCCUAAAAUUGCCUUUAGAGUAGUAGUGGCAGCGCUAUAGCUCUACUAUUGUUAUUCUAGUUUGAGUUUGGAUCCUUUAUGAUAUUCAAGGAGUAUUUGCUACUCUCUAGGCUGGGUAACAACUUCUGUUGAAGCGCAACCAAUUUUAUUCUAAUACUUGGAGAUGUACCAAUUUCAGU
Molecule: messenger RNA, 1029 nt
Organism: Rubroshorea leprosula
Lineage: Eukaryota; Viridiplantae; Streptophyta; Magnoliopsida; Malvales; Dipterocarpaceae
Source: the annotation of a GenBank genome assembly